CAUCACUUAUUGGGCUAUAAAACAGAAACUGCUUCUCAGGACCAUCACACUUCAGACUCUCAUUUGAAACUAUCAACACAAAGCAUCUGCUCAAACGAAAACCAAAUGGCUGAGUACAUCACAGACCUUGAGGUCUCUCUGACCGUAGCUGAGGAGAGUCUGUACCGUGACCAAGGCUACACCCAACUUCCCGGUAAUCUGAACUCUGGAACCAAAGGAAAGCAAAUAUUCCUCUGGUUCAAAAAAGGCAAAGCAGACGCCAUCACCAGGAUCCAGUUCUCUUUCUGUCGUGAUAUGACUCUAGGCCUGAUCCAAGCAGGUUACACCAAGAUUGAGAAAGACCUCAAUACGGGAGCAGGUGGAGACACUAUCCACCUGUGGUACUACAAAGGGUCCUCAGCGUCCGAUGUUCCCAUCACUGACCUUGCUGUUACCCUUAAUAACGAUUCUGAAGUCCAGAGGUACAAAAGUGGCUGGAAGAGAUUGGCCUGUGAUACGAACAGGAAUGCUGGAGGAAACUGGAUCUACCUGUUUGUGAGGAGAGCAAAACCAGUGUACAUCAGUGACAUCACUGCCAGUGGUAGCUUUAAUGAAGAUAAUGACAGGUUCCAGAAGGGUUACAUCCGUGUGGAUGAAGACACCAACAAAAAGGCAGGAGGAAGUUUUGUCUUCAUCUGGUACCAACUGACCACUGAUGAUAAGCAGGCCCUCAAAGCCCCCCUGAAAGUCUCCACUAAUAAUGAUGAGUAUCAAAAUUAUAAACAACAAGGCUACAAACUAGUGAACCAGGAUCUCAAUGAGGGGACCGGAGGCAACCGCAUUUUUCUGUGGACGAAACACAACUCAGGAAAUCCCAUCAGGGAUGUGUCGGUGAUCAAUGAGGUGGAUAUGGAAGCAUUUGAGAAAGCUGGGAUCAAUGUCAUCACAAAAAACCUUAAUGGAGGCAACGAUGGUCAGGUUCAGUACGUGUGUUUCACUUAAAGAUUCUGCACUGAGCUCACUCAGAGGGGAAAACAGAAAUAAAACAAAUCAUUUGGUCCUAAAUCCGGUUGGUGAUGGGCUCUUUAUGAAAUUAUUUUAAUCUCUGUGAUUCUGUGCAAAAAGCCUAUAAUACAAUGAUCACUAUAUUAAGACAUGAAUGGGUUUCAUUGUGAUGUUUUCUCUAAAGUUUCAAAUAAAGCUUUGCUUCAAUCUGAAA
Molecule: messenger RNA, 1198 nt
Organism: Betta splendens (Siamese fighting fish)
Lineage: Eukaryota; Metazoa; Chordata; Actinopteri; Anabantiformes; Osphronemidae
Exons: 2
Coding region: 106-981 (291 amino acids)
Source: RefSeq, a predicted model, not a curated record